CACCCAAAAAGCAAUUCAAUCAACGUAUCCCUCAAAUUCAGAGCAGUGUUACUUCGUCACCACUACACAUCAAAGCCCACGGAUCCUGCUAAAUCCAUAGCUCGCCUCACUAUACUCGUCUCCCACCGCCACCGCCACCGCCACCGCCACCCUCGCACCGCCGUCCCGUCACAAACCCAAUGUCACUCAUAACAGCAACUUCGUAGAUCAAGUGAAUAGAUCUUCCAUCCCCGACAACACCAUGAAAGCGCCGGCGGGUUUGGAUCUCUUCAAGACCCCUCUCGUUCUCAAGAUCGCUGGCUUCAUUUUAGUUACCCUCACUUUUUUCUACUUGGGCAAGCACUGGAGCUCCUCCAAUGGCGACCAGCAGGUUGUCUUCUUCUCUUCUUCACCAGGAACCUCUGUCGGAGUCUCCCCCAACUACGGCAAGUCGUUUAAUGUCACUGCUUUGAUCACCCAGACCGAUACCGUACCCGAGCAGGUCCCCGUGCCUCCGGCUUCCACGUCACCGGCGAGUGAUUCAGCGGCUGCGGAGCAGCCUCCUCCUCCUCCGCUGGUGGAAUUGGAUCGGACGUUUGGGGUUAUUGAUGGGGAUGGGAAGAUGAGCGAUGAUUUUGAAGUCGGGCAGGUGGAUCCGGAGGUUGUGGAGAAUUGGGGGAAUGAAACUGAGGUCGAGAGUGAAGGUGGUGAGGGUUCUAGGGUUAAGGUUAAGAGAUUUGAGCUGUGUUCUGAGAGUAUGAGAGAGUAUAUUCCGUGUUUGGACAAUGUAGAGGCAAUCAAGAAGUUGAAAUCUACGGAGAAAGGGGAGAGAUUUGAGCGGCAUUGUCCUGAGAAAGGGAAAGAGCUGAACUGCUUGGUUCCGCCGCCCAAAGGGUACCGCCAACCACUUCCAUGGCCCCGGAGUCGUGAUGAGGUGUGGUUUUCCAAUGUACCCCACACACGUUUGGUCGAUGAUAAAGGAGGUCAGAACUGGAUUACCAAAGCCAAGGACAAGUUCAGGUUCCCUGGUGGUGGAACACAGUUCAUUCAUGGCGCAGAUCAAUACUUGGAUCAAAUUUCAAAGAUGGUCCCAGACAUUGCUUUUGGUAAUCACACACGAGUUGUUUUGGAUGUCGGAUGCGGUGUAGCAAGUUUUGGUGCAUAUCUAAUGUCACGGGAUGUCGCACCUUUGUCGAUAGCUCCCAAAGAUGUGCACGAGAACCAGAUUCAAUUUGCUCUUGAGCGUGGUGUCCCUGCUAUGGUAGCUGCUUUUGCAACCCAUCGUCUCCUGUAUCCGAGUCAGGCCUUUGAAAUCAUCCAUUGUUCAAGAUGUAGAAUCAAUUGGACUCGUGAUGAUGGAAUCUUGCUUCUUGAGGUCAACAGGAUGAUGCGAGCUGGAGGAUACUUUGCUUGGGCAGCGCAGCCUGUUUACAAGCAUGAGCAAGUGCUAGAGGAACAAUGGGAAGAGAUGCUUAACCUUACAACUCGGCUUUGCUGGGAGCUUGUAAAGAAAGAGGGAUAUAUUGCAAUAUGGCAGAAACCCAAGAAUAAUAGCUGCUAUUUAAGUCGAGAUGAGGGAGUUAGUCCUCCAUUGUGUGAUCAAGAUGAUGAUCCUGAUAAAGUUUGGUAUGUUGAUUUGAAGCCAUGCAUUACUCGCAUUCCUGAGAAUGGAUACGGAGGGAAUGUGACUGCAUGGCCUGCUCGUUUACAUACACCUCCUGAUAGGCUUCAGAGCAUACAAAUGGAUGCUUACAUUUCCAGAAAAGAGCUUUUUAAGGCCGAGUCGAAAUAUUGGUCUGAAAUUAUAGCUGGCUAUGUCCGUGCUUGGCAUUGGAAACAGCUUAAGCUCAGAAAUGUCUUGGACAUGAAGUCCGGUUUUGGAGGAUUUGCUGCAGCACUAAUUGAUCAUGGAUUCAAUAGCUGGGUUAUGAAUGUGGUCCCGGUUAGUGGGCCGAACACUCUGCCUGUCAUAUACGAUCGUGGACUGCUAGGUGUCAUGCACGAUUGGUGUGAGCCGUUUGACACCUACCCGAGAACUUAUGAUUUAUUGCAUGCUUCGGGGCUUUUCUCUGUUGAGAGGAAAAGAUGUAACUUGUCCACGAUCAUGCUCGAGAUGGAUCGCAUACUUAGACCUGGUGGUCGAGCAUAUAUCCGAGACACCCUUGAUGUCAUGGAAGAACUGCAAGAGAUUGCCAAUGCCAUGGGUUGGCAUUCAGCUUUACACGACACUUCUGAGGGACCGCAUGCAAGUUAUAGGAUCCUGGUCUGUGAUAAACGCCUUUUGCGCUCUUAAAACAAAAUAAACAUAGGAUCUAUCCUGGUAAACUGUUGAGAUAAAGCAGAUACUGAAAGUCGAUGGAACUUCCUCUUGCUACCACACAUGAGCUAGUGGAUGAUAUGACAAUGGGUUGCUAGUAGUCGAGAUGGUUUUGACGUUACUGGUUUCCUGCGACGGCUGCUGAUACUGAUCUGGUUAAAACAUCUCAACAGCUGAGACGUCCUGCUAAUACAGUAUAAACAGGGACAGCCGUGUAACAUUGUAAACUCUAACGCUACACGUCAAGUUCGUGGCGAAGUGUAGGACAACAUUUGAUUGAUUAGUUUGCCAAAUUGUGGGCAAAUUAAACUAAUAUUCUUGUAUAUUUGCAGUUAAUUACCCGUUGGAAGUUGGAACUUGGAGCGAUUCAUUCUUUUAUUCACACUCCUGUUGUAUUUGUUUUGUUCCCAACCUGUUUCUCCCUGUUUUACCAACCAUAUGUAAACCUUACCUAUCAAGCAUAUUAUGGGAUGUUAAGUGUUGCUUCCAUUUUUGCUAUAAAAUCUCG
Molecule: messenger RNA, 2804 nt
Organism: Linum tenue
Lineage: Eukaryota; Viridiplantae; Streptophyta; Magnoliopsida; Malpighiales; Linaceae
Source: the annotation of a GenBank genome assembly